Messenger RNA from Bradysia coprophila, 3606 nucleotides. RefSeq names its product WASH complex subunit strump (gene Strump). The record is from RefSeq and is a predicted model, not a curated record. NCBI's taxonomy places the organism in Eukaryota, Metazoa, Arthropoda, Insecta, Diptera, Sciaridae. Gene Ontology annotation, cellular component: WASH complex; endosome. Gene Ontology annotation, biological process: endosome organization; endosome fission; regulation of actin nucleation.
AAAUAAUUUCAAUUGUUCUCGGAACUGUUUUCAUCAACACAGUCAUUUUCUUAGAUUUUUGGGUUCAACGUGAAACAUGACUAGAGCUGAAGUUGAGAAUAUAGCAUCAAAUUCCACUUGAGAAAACAUUACAACAAAUUCAAAAUAAUCAGUCAAGAUUGAGCACUAAAAUACUAAGUUUGCAAAAAUGGCUGCUGAAUUCAUUGCCAAAGACAAUAUUUGUGGUCAGAACUUACUUCAAAUCGUAGCUGCUGGAAACGCUAUUAUAGCUGAGGUUUGCCGACUCAAAGACCACAUACCAGACGUAUUUCAGCUAAAGCCCAAUGUUUUGAAGAAAAGCAAGUAUGUGGACCUUAUCCACGAUUUCGGGUACUUUGAGAAAGUUGACGAGCUUGCCAAGAUGUUCACCAAUGAUACGAACUUGAAAGAGCUGGACGAUGUCUUUCGUGAUAAAUAUUUCGAAAUUCUAAAUCGAUUCUAUUUGGCCUUUGAAAGUAUCUACCAAUAUGCCAUAACGUUGAAUAGUUUUGUUAAGGAUCUGAGCAGUGGUGUCUACAUUCAACAAACGUUGGAGACAAUUUUUCAGGAUGUUGAAGGAAAGCAACUGUUGGUUGAAUCCGUGUAUCUAUAUGGUGUAGCCUUACUGGUAGUUGACUUUUACAUCCCUGAUCUUAUCAGAGAGCGUCUGAUCAUUUCGUAUCUUCGGUAUAAAAUGGAAGCGAGUAGGGAGAGCGCUAAUAUCGAAAAUGUUUGCAAAUUGUUGCGAUCAACAAAAUCAAAUGAUAAGAAAACGUCCGACUAUCCAGGAAAUUAUUUCAGGCGUACUCAACUUGACGAAACCCUAAUCGAAAUGGUUAUAGGCAAGCUACGAUCAGAUGACAUCUACAAUCAACUGUCCGUCUAUCCGAGACCCGAACACAGUUCAACUGCGUUAGCCAAUCAAGCAGCUAUGCUAUACGUCUGCCUGUAUUUCUCCACGAAAUUUCUUGAUAAAGAAUUCGCGUCGAUGCGCGGAAUUGUCGACAAAUUCUUCCCAGAUAAUUGGAUCGUGCCGAUUUAUAUGGGCAUCACGAUCAAUCUGAUGGAUUCUUGGGUGGCUCAUCCAGCUGCAUUGGAAGCAUUGAAAAACACAACCAAACCAACCAACAUCAAGGAAAUAGCAAACAAGCACUUCGAAAAAUUGCAGAACUGUUUGAAAUCUAGGAACGAUGCUAUGCUGGAAGAGAACAUUACGAAAAUUCUGGUUAUACUUCGCGAAUGGAAUAUCUCGUUUCGAUGGAUUAUGCUGCACACAUUCCCCUCGAAUAUUCAAUUCUCCAACACGGACUAUCAUUCCGAAUUCUACAAGCAAAUCAACGGCGCGAAUUUCAAAAGUAAUGAGAUUGUGGAAAUGCUGCUCGGUAUAAGUCAACUGGAGAAUAAGGUUCGAGAAAAUGUUUCGCAGUUGUUGGGUGCCAAGGAGAGCAAGUGGAAUGCGUUGAAGAGUGAAACGAUGGAACGAAUCAUUGAAUUGAGUGAAGUUUUUUCGGGACAGAAAGCGUUGCACAAGGUAAAGAAGAACGACAGCCUGAUGAAAUGGUUUGUCGACAUUGGCAAAGAGAUCGAACUGUUGUCAUUGGAUAAUCGUCAUGUAUCUGAACGAAAAAUGAUCCAACUGCGUAAGGUCCUCGAGGAGGUUGAGGAAUUUCAUAAUUUGGAUGCAAAUAUGCAGAUCAAGCAACAUCUGAUGGAGUGCCGGCAAUAUUUGGAAGAGAUGAUUACAAUCGUUAAAAUUAACGAGGACACACUCAUCAACAUCCAAUUGAUCGGCGACUUCAGUUAUGCUUUCAUAAACAUCAGCAAUUACACGGACAUCAUGCAAAAAUGGCUGAUUAAUUCGCCGAACAAUUCAGUAUUUCCGUUUCGAGAGGUUAUCCUUAAAUUGGCCAGUGCCUUAGAGGUGCCGUUGCUACGAAUCAAUCAAGCGCACAGCUACGACCUAGAAUCUGUAUCCGGUUAUUACAGCAACGAAUUGGUUAAAUUUAUGCGAACCUUCGUUCAAAUCAUUCCCCAAUACAUUUUCGAUUCGAUCAUCGACUAUUUUACCACGGAUACCAACGAAUUGCCGAGAACGUUGGCUGCCCGUAAACAGAUUGCUAGCUUGACGCUUAAAAUAUCUUCGCUGGCCGACAAUAUUCUUUCAAUGAACACAACUUUGGUCGGAACGGUAGAACUGAAUCCGAAACAGUUGCUUGAGGACAGUAUAAGGAAAGAAUUGGGAAAACAUUUGGAGAUUGUAUUCAAUGGAACUAUAUCGCAUAAGAGUGGACAUAUGAAGGAAAAUGAAUUGAAGUCUGCGUUGAAAGACAUUGCUAAAUCGAUCAAUAAGUAUCGUUGGUCGUUGGAUUACAUUCAAGAUUAUUUACACACAAAUGGAUUGAAGAUCUUUGAAGAGGAGCUUUAUCGUGUAAUUAACAAAUGUGUCCGGAAGGAGUACAUGGCAAUAUUAGAGUAUCCCAAGAACGAGAAGAUAUUACGAGUUCAAAAAGACAUAUCAUUAAGCUUCAUCGGUGACUUUGUCCGGAAGAUUCUAUCGUCGAUUGAAAACUCCUACUACAAUGAGCUUCGCAACGACUUUAAAAUCGGCUCCAAGGACGACGAUACUCUGAACUUGAAAUUCUUCACCAACAUUUCAAAGAUUAUUGGUCCAGCAUUUUUGCAGGGAAUGGAUAAAAUUAUCUGUCAUCUGUUGGUAGUCAACUUGCAGGCAUUUCUAGCAAUGUUCCAGAAAAACUCGACAAAUGAUGCAAAGUACAAGAAAAUAUUGGAUGAAUUCAAGGAUGGCGUACCAAACGUAUUCGGACCGGAUACCAAGAAUUAUUACGCAAACGUCAGUAAAUUCAACGAUAAUGUGGCAAGUCUUCGAUGUAUUUUGAAUGUGGGACAAUUGCAAAUAUUGCGCACAGAAAUUGCCUUUCAACUGAAUAAGAAUUGCCGAUUUUAUGCAAGGAACUAUGAGCACGCCUUGCGUACACUGAAUGACGCAAUUUUGUUGGAAAUAAAAGAACAUUCUCUCGAUGUAUCGAAACCACUGCCGACCUCCGAUACGCUCGGUCAACUAAACACAUAUCUGGAAUGUUGUGGCUUGUACAAUCCGAAUCAUAAAGUUUACGUCUCCACCACAAACACUCAAUACCACGGCGUCUACUUUUUCAUAUUCAUCAUCAACAGUUUGGACAAAAUCAAUAACAAUUUCAGUCCGGCUGCUGUUGACGAAAAGGCCUUCUAUCACGGCAUGAUUUGCCUACUCAGACAGUUCCAUCGGGAUGUGGUUAAAUUGGUAUUGGAGCAUCUGGCUCAGUACAUUAUGGUUCAUCUGAACGUUGAUCUUAGAUCAACGUCGUUGAAGAAACCGGCCAAGAAUGCUGUUGUCUUCUACCUCAUGCUGUCGAAAACAUUUAACAUUCAAAAUGAUUUACUGCCGGAUAUGAUUCACAGUCAGUUUAAAUAUUUAGGUCAAUUUUAUAGCGUCGAUGUUUAGUUUUUCAUAUAUUUUCUUGCAAAAAAAUUCACUCAAACUAAACUAAAUUCGGACAAUAAACGAAGAACUUUUUUCACCUACGAAAA